Molecule: messenger RNA, 237 nt
Organism: Knipowitschia caucasica
Lineage: Eukaryota; Metazoa; Chordata; Actinopteri; Gobiiformes; Gobiidae
Source: the annotation of a GenBank genome assembly
AUGUCAUUCAGGAAGGAGGAUGGAGAUAAAGACAAGAACAGAGAGAAAGAAUCAGAACAGGCAGAGGAAGGCAACAGUGGAGAAGAACACAGGCAGGGGGCAAAGGAGACAGACAUGAGGUCAGCGAUGGCAUCUGCUAUAGAGAAGACCAGUCAUGGCACCAGCGCAAGAGACGUAAACUUGAGAGGAACCCCGGCUUUCAUAGAGCCUCAAGUUCUCACGAAACGGCUGAAAUGA